Molecule: messenger RNA, 2505 nt
Organism: Fusarium keratoplasticum
Lineage: Eukaryota; Fungi; Ascomycota; Sordariomycetes; Hypocreales; Nectriaceae
Product: RRM domain-containing protein
Exons: 3
Coding region: 1-2505 (834 amino acids)
Molecular function (GO): RNA binding
Source: RefSeq, a predicted model, not a curated record
AUGCCAGAACCCGAGGCAGAAAUCCAGGCCACUGCCAAUCUCUCCCCUGUCUCUCCGUCGCCCGUUCAUUCUGCCACGUCCUUGGCAGUUCCCGCGCUGCAGGAGACGGUCGAUACCAUCGACGCCAUGGUUGCCGCCGCCGCUGCUGCUGCUGAUGCCGCCAACGGCACGGCCAGCAGCGCCCCUAACCUCGAGCCUAUCUCGGGGGCUGGUGAUGACGAUAUCGUAGAUGACGACAGCCUCAACGACCCCUACGGCGAGGACGACACCGAGGCAGCACCCCAGCCUGAGCCUCAUCCACAGCAGGAGCUCCCAGACAGCAAUGACGACUACGCAAAGACCUUUGAUUCCCCGAUUGGGCCGGAGGAGGGUGAGGACGGGGUCAUUCAGCCAGAAGAUGUAUCAUCGAUGCCCCGAGAAUCCAACCAAGUUUCUCUUUCAUCCGAUCACUUGACAAGUCGCCCAUCAGAAGUCUCACAUGUCGUUCCUGAAUCAUCAUCAGCCCAACCAGGCGAGCCCGUGGCAACGGCCAUUUCCAACGCUUCGUCCGAAGCCCAUCUCGGCGGUGCUACGACACCGGCCACAUCGCAGCCCUCCAACCAGCCGGCAUCGUCUCCAGCUGCAGCCAAGGCGGACUCCAACGCCGCCGGUUCUCCCAGUGCCUCAACUGAUAUUCAACGGCUUGUCGCCGACCUCACUGCUCCUGCUGAGCCCAGUGCCAGCGCAGAUCCAUCUACUCUAUCCGCCAAAGGUGAACCGUCCGCUGAACCGGGACCUUCGUCGUCAGCCUUCCCAUCAUCCGCCUCUCUUCCUCCGAGGCCCCCCCAGUCGCAAGCCGCGCCCCAGUCGUAUGCCUCGCAGCACCACCCAGGGGGCAUCAAUGCCAGUAUCCCUUCCAGUGUGGCCGCACCGCCGACCCCCGGUCAACCGUCAACGUACGUGGCUGCUGGGGCGCCGGCCACGGCUCCUGAUGCACUGGGCAACUUUGCAACUCCUCCUGGCUCUGGUCUCCACGCGCCUGUUGCCAUCACUUCCAUGAAUGCCCCUCCAUACCCGCCUCAGUCCGCCCCCUAUACUGCUGAUCGAGCUCAAGAUGCCGAAUACCAACGUCAGUGGGAUCAGUUCUUGGCUGAUGAGCGACAGUACAUGUCGGAGGCCAAGUGGGACCGCUUUCCUGAAGGCUCUCGCAUCUUUAUUGGCAACCUCUCGAGCGACAAGGUAUCGAAGCGUGACGUCUUUGAUCUGUUUCAUCGGUUCGGAAGGCUUGCCCAGAUUUCUCUCAAAUCUGCCUAUGGGUUUGUGCAGUAUCACUCGGUAGAGGAAGGACGGAGAGCGAUGGAGAACCUCCAGGGAAUCGAGAUCAAGGGGCGCAGGAUCCAUCUCGAAGUAUCUCGUGUCCAGGACAAGACCAAAAAGGAGAGAGCCCGAAGCCCGGAGAGGAACCGGGGGCGUGAUAGCGGACGCCGAAACGAACGACAUGGUCACCAGAACCGGGAUGAUUACCGGCCAGGCCGCGGUCAGUCACCACGUCGUAAUGAUUACCAGAGAGACGAGUCCUAUGGCCGCGAUAGGGGCUUCUAUGAUGGUGGUAGGGGACGUGGGCGGUCACACUCACCAGGCUACGGCCGCAACGACAAGGACAACUACCGGAGAAGAAGUCCAAGCCCCUACGGGCGACCUCGGCACGAAGGCGAACUCGAUCUUCCUAGGCGGUACGGCGCCGAUGUGCCAGACGUUCAAAUCAUUCUCCAGCCAGACGUCAACCGCGACUUUGUCAACUGGGUGGAACAAGCCUUCAAGGCCAAGGGUCUGAGAUCUGAGGUCAUGUACCUACAUCCCAGAAUCCCCAAGGAUGUCGUUGUUCAGCGACAGGCAGCCGAGGGUGUACAUGCAGUGGUGGACCUUGAUCUCAGAGCGCAGAACCUCGGAAGGAUUCCGGUCCAGGCUUUCGACCGCUCAGCAGGCUCAAGUAACGUUCGGUUUGACCAGUAUGUUGACCUGGAGCCUUCUACCGCAGCCGAGGUGAUUAUACGGGCCAAGGCAUCAGGAGGCCAGCCAAGCUACGGCCAGUCAUUCGGCGGAAAUGGUGGAUAUAGCAAUCCGUACGGUGGACAACCACCUCACCAACCGCCCACAUCCGGAUUCCCAGCUGGUCCACCUCAGAGUCAGUAUGGCCAACAGCCUUCUGCAGGUGGUCCCGACAUUGCCAGCCUCGUGGGACAGCUUAACCCUGCCGCACUCCAGCAGCUGUUGUCACAGAUCCAGCCAGGCGGUCAAAAUCCCGUUCACCCUCCAGCAGGAGUCUCUGCCCCCGCCGCGCCGCAGGUUGAUAUACAGGCAAUCUUGGGUAGCUUGGGUGGCAAUGCCACUGCCCAGCAACCUCCUCCGAAUUCUUACGGGGCACCUUAUGGAGCGCAGCCCCCGUCGAACGGAGCACCCCCGAACGGUGAUGCGGCAGUCCAAGUACAGAACAUCAUGGCACAGCUCGCUCGCUACCGACAGUGA